Molecule: messenger RNA, 1092 nt
Organism: Dermacentor silvarum
Lineage: Eukaryota; Metazoa; Arthropoda; Arachnida; Ixodida; Ixodidae
Product: melanocortin receptor 5
Exons: 1
Coding region: 1-1092 (363 amino acids)
Biological process (GO): G protein-coupled receptor signaling pathway
Cellular component (GO): membrane
Molecular function (GO): G protein-coupled receptor activity
Source: RefSeq, a predicted model, not a curated record
AUGGAGGGCAACGCCUCGGUCCCGCGCGGGUCGUUUGGCGAGGCCCAGCGCGCCGUGUACGCGAUCGCCGUGCCCGUGCUUCUGGUCGGCUGCUCGCUGGCGUUCGUCUUUAACGCGGGCGUGCUGCUCUCGUUGCGCUGGUUGAGGCGGCCUGUGUCACCCACGCUCUGCUUCAGCCUCUCCCUGACAUUCGCCGACGCCUACUCGGCCCUGCUGCUGGCCACCGGCUUGGUCCUCAACAGCUACCUGCCCGUGUACGGCGUCUCGCUGGGUUCCCAGGCGCGCUGCAUCGUGCUCGUCCUCGAGGUGUUUCGCCUGUCGGGCCUGCUGGCGUCCGCGUUCCACCUGCUCGCGCUUGCCGUGAACCAUUACGUAGGCAUCCUGCGGCCCCUCCACUACGCCGCCAUGGUCACGCGGCGGUCUUCGGAGCUGGCCAUCGCCGUGCUGUGGGCAGUUCCCGUGCUCGUGUUCCUCGUAUAUUUCGCCUCGGUUCCCGGCCAGGGGCUUCAGUCGCCCGGCUGCGUCCAGGUGGACUUCGUGCGUGGUCGCGCCUUCAGCCUGACGCUGCUUGCGCUCUUUUCGUCACCGUUGGCCGUCAUGACGUUCAUUUACUCUCACAUCUUUGUCAUCAUACGGCGCCACCGGGCGGGCCUGGUCAGUUUCCCAUCGGCUCGUCAGCUGAACCGAAAUGUCAAAGCUGCCUAUACGACGCUCUGGAUCCUGGGCACGUACCUUAUCGGAUGGAUGCCUGCCGUAGCAUUCAUCGUCCUAACCUGCACCGACUGCGCUUUCCCAAUCUACGACCUGCCCAUGAGGACGCGCAUGACUCUCGGCAUUCUCACCAAUGCGCUCAUCAUCUCCAAAGGCCUCAUAGAUCCGUUCAUUUACGCGGCGCGCAUGUUCGAGGUCAAAGAGGCCCUGCAGAAUAUGCUUCGCUGCCGGCCUCGCAGGUCCAAGAGCAUGCGCCGGCGCUCUCUCCUCGUCACGAAGACAGACACUCUAACGUCCAGCCUGCGCAUGAUUCAGCUGCGCAGGGAAUCGUUCAUCGUGGCCAAACCCAGGCCGGACAUAUGUCGUUGCUCGAGAGCCUGA